Messenger RNA from Plasmodium vinckei vinckei, 417 nucleotides. RefSeq names its product conserved Plasmodium protein, unknown function. The record is from RefSeq and is a predicted model, not a curated record. The coding region runs from base 1 to 417 and encodes 138 amino acids. Lineage: Eukaryota; Apicomplexa; Aconoidasida; Haemosporida; Plasmodiidae. The transcript has a single exon.
AUGAAUAAAUUUAGCUUUAUGAGAAGAUUUUUUAAAAAUGUCGUUCAGAAAAAUGAAAGAAAUAUAAUGGAUAGAAAAAAAGUAACAAAUGUUGGUAGAGGGACUAUGCUAUUAAUGUCGCCAAUUUUAUUUGAAGUUAAACAUAAAGAAGAAGAGAAUUCUCCCAAAACAGAGCAUAUUUUUUUAGCUGGAAAAACAAUAGACUUUCUUACACAAAAAUUGUUUGAAAAUGAAUUUGGUACAUCCAUAUUAUAUUUAAGUUUUUUUGUUGCAUAUUUAAGCUUAUUAGCUCAUGACAACAAAAUUAAUUUAUUAGUUCAAAAAUUAAAGUUUAAAUAUUCAAAUAAUAUGUUUAAUGUUGGACAUCCUAACUAUAAGAAUUAUUUAAAAAAAAGAGAUAUACUAGGAAAAGAUUAG